GGUGACGCGGCGGAGGUGACGCGCGGGGCGGUGGUACCGGGGCGCUCGGCGCUGUCUCCUUGUCCCCAUCACGGCUCCCGCACGGCCCCCCCGCGCCGCCAUGUCCGCGCCCGGCAGCGGCGGCGACUUCGGGAACCCGCUCAGGAAGUUCAAGCUCGUCUUCCUGGGCGAGCAGAGCGUUGGGAAGACCUCCCUGAUCACCAGGUUUAUGUAUGACAGUUUUGACAAUACUUACCAGGCAACCAUUGGAAUUGAUUUCCUGUCCAAAACAAUGUACCUGGAGGACCGCACGGUGCGGCUGCAGCUCUGGGACACGGCGGGGCAGGAGCGGUUCCGCAGCCUCAUCCCCAGCUACAUCCGCGACUCCACCAUCGCCGUCGUGGUCUAUGACAUCACAAACUUGAAUUCUUUCCAGCAAACCUCCAAGUGGAUCGAUGACGUCAGGACAGAGCGAGGCAGUGACGUCAUCAUCAUGUUGGUGGGGAACAAAACCGACCUGGCAGACAAGAGGCAAAUCACCACAGAGGAAGGGGAACAGAGAGCCAAAGAGCUGAAUGUGAUGUUCAUUGAGACCAGUGCAAAGACUGGCUACAAUGUGAAACAGCUUUUCCGCCGUGUGGCUGCUGCCUUACCUGGGAUGGACAGCACACCAGAGAAGAGCAAAGAAGACAUGAUUGACAUCAAACUAGAGAAGCCCCCCGAGCAGCCAGUGACGGAGAGCGGCUGCUCCUGCUAACGGCCCUGCGGCAGCGGCAGCCCCGGCGGCCGGGCUGGAGAACAUCGCGCUCAUCGCCCCCGGGGCUGCCAAGCCAUCCCCAAGCGAGCAAUGAACCCCUGGGUACUGGUGGGGAGCAGCCCCAGCUCCCCUCUCACUGCAUGGUUUGAGCCCUGAGUGCAGAAUGAGUGUCCUGUCUUUUGAGUUUAUUUUUUUAUGUUGUUGCACUUUGGCACCACGGUGCCCUUCACACUUUCUCUCUCUCUCUUUCUCUCUCUCUCUCUUCCUCCCUCCCUUUCUCCCCCUGUUCCCCCCUGGAGCCUCCCUGCUCAGAUGUAUCUUGUGAAUGCCAUGGAAAAGCUGCCGAGUUAGGGAAGACAAAAAUGAAGCUUUGGGGGGUGGGUUCUCUGCCUUCCCUCCCGCCUUGCAUCCUCCCCCUGCCUUCUCCAGCCCCCUGUCCUGCAUCCCCACUUCCUCUGGUGAAAGGCUGCUCCUUAAACUUAAACCAGUCACUUGGACUUGCCUUUUUGGACUCUGCAGGUUCCCAGGCUUUGCUUCCCGCAGGGCACACAGCCCAUGAGCUCUCUGGUUUCUCCUUUCUGUGGAUGACCCUGGCUAACUCUUGCUCACCACUUCCCAGUUUUGCCCCUCGAGUCACACAGGCCCUGGAAAGCCCCAGACUCUGAGAGCUUUGGCCUUGUUGCUCCCAUUUGUGUGGCAGGGACAUCCCAGAGCCUGCUGGAAUCUCUUCCCAUCCAGACGAUGUUGGUGAGUGUUGGCUGCACGAGGGGCCAGAGGCUUUGCAGCCCGAGGCUGGGUGGGGAGAGAUCCUCAGGGAUUCUGGAAGCAAACAGUGACCUGGAAUCCAUCACUGCAGGGGCAGUACCUGCCCUGGGAGUCAUGGAUGCUCCUCAGGCUCCUUCCCUGAUCUCCAUUCUCCUGUUCUCUGUCAUGGGAGCUGCUUCAUGCGGAGCAGGAGAGCCACAGCAGAGGGAAGGGCAACAUUCCAGUCUCAUUCCCAGGUUGCUGCUUGAUGGAAUCAUUCCCAUUGCCUCUGCCCUUGGAGCAGAGCUCUGGGGUGGGACCAGCAGCCAAUUGACUCCUGGGGGAGUUUUAACCUUUGCCAAAGCUGAGGGGAGCAGUGCCAGGGAAUUCCUGUCACAGUGGGUGGAGAAUUGGAGGAUGGGAUGCUGCUGAAGGGAGUUCUGGUGUCACUCCCCAGCCUUGGAGGUUGGGAGCUGCCUCCUUUCCCUCAGCCCCUGCUUGUGAAUUAAUUCAUAGAACUUUUCAGAGAUUUCCUGGGGUUUUGGAUCCACAAAAAGUUGGCAGAGAGGAGAAUUCCGCUGUCCUUUCCCCACCUGGCCUGUGUGACACGGAGCAAGCUGUGGUAGGACAGUGAGCACAGUGUGACCAUGGUGGGGGGGUCAGUGGCACUCCCUGCCCUCCCCUGGCAGGGUGUCCCUCAAUCCCUGGCACCCGAGGAGGGGAAGGAACAGCCCUGUGCUGGGAUGUGGCAGCCCUGGCCUGGCAGCAGCUCACUGAGGUCCCCAGAGUCCCCUCCCCUGGGGCAGCUGGCCACAGGAGGAAGCUGGGAUGUGAGUCCUGUCCCACCCCUCGGGGAGCUGAUCCCAUUCCCUGUACAUAGCCCCUGUGGGAGUUGCUGGUGUCGGUGUCCGUGUCUGUAGAACAGGUGUUGCUGUCCCUCCCUGGCAGCUCUGCUGUCCCUGUCCCUCAGUGGCAGCUCUGCUGUCCCUGUCCCUGCCCAGGCAGCUCUGCUGUCCCUGUCCCUCAGUGGCAGCUCUGCUGUCCCUGUCCCUGCCCAGGCAGCUCUGCUGUCCCUGUCCCUCAGUGGCAGCUCUGCUGUCCCUGUCCCUGCCCAGGCAGCUCUGCUGUCCCAGUCCCUGCCCUGGCAGCUCUGCUGUCCCUCAGUAGCAGCUCUGCUGUCCCUCCCAGGCAGCUCUGCUGUCCCUGUCCCUGCCCUGGCAGCUCUGCUGUCCCUGUCCCUCCCAGGCAGCUCUGCUGUCCCUGUCCCUCCCUGGCAGCUCUGCUGUCCCUGUCCCUCAGUGGCAGCUCUGCUGUCCCUCCCUGGCAGCUCUGCUGUCCCUCAGUGGCAGCUCUGCUGUCCCUGUCCCUGCCCAGGCAGCUCUGCUGUCCCUGUCCCUCCCUGGCAGCUCUGCUGUCCCUGUCCCUGCCCUGGCAGCUCUGCUGUCCCUGUCCCUCCCUGGCAGCUCUGCUGUCCCUCCCUGGCAGCUCUGCUGUCCCUCCCUGGCAGCUCUGCUGUCCCUGUCCCUCCCAGGCAGCUCUGCUGUCCCUUCGUGUUGUUCGAGUCACGGACCGGGGCGGGAGGGGGGAGACCCCAAUUAGGGGCGGGGGGUAAUUAGUGAAUCCCAUAGUUCCCUCCCCACUGUUUUUCUGGAUGUGUUCCUGCCGUGUGUCCGGCCCCGCUGUCUUGUAGCUGUAGCGAGUAAGUGUGACUGUAACUCUGAGUAAGGACUGUGUGACACAGCCACAGUGUAUCACUAAAUAAAUAAAGUUAUUUCACCAACA
This is a messenger RNA of Melospiza georgiana, 3262 nucleotides long. It is a transcript of the gene RAB41, whose product is annotated as RAB41, member RAS oncogene family. Gene Ontology annotation, molecular function: GTPase activity; GTP binding. The record is from RefSeq and is a predicted model, not a curated record. Lineage: Eukaryota; Metazoa; Chordata; Aves; Passeriformes; Passerellidae. The transcript is spliced from 8 exons. Bases 101 to 736 code for a protein of 211 amino acids.